This is a messenger RNA of Ylistrum balloti, 660 nucleotides long. Its product is annotated as neuroglobin-like. The record is from RefSeq and is a predicted model, not a curated record. The transcript is spliced from 3 exons. The coding region runs from base 1 to 660 and encodes 219 amino acids. NCBI's taxonomy places the organism in Eukaryota, Metazoa, Mollusca, Bivalvia, Pectinida, Pectinidae. Gene Ontology annotation, molecular function: heme binding; oxygen binding.
AUGGGCUGCACAUUAACAGCUACUAAAUCGUCGCUGGUUGAAAACGCCGGACAGAGGCAGAAAGAGAGAUUCAAGAUCAGUAAGCAUAAUUUGAUGGCUGAUGAUAUGAACAUGGAUGACAUUAGCAAGAAAAUGUCAGAGAGUGAAGUGCUUCUCGAAAAACAGCUGGACUUAAACAAGCGACAGAAGUUUCUGAUAUUGAAAUCUUGGAAAGGUAUUUCUAGGGAUAUCAAAACUACAGCCGUGAACAUGUUUUCAAGAUUGUUUGAGACCAACGAAGAAUUAAAGAGUUAUUUCGUUGAUGUUUCUAAAUAUACGACAAUAUCGGACAUAAGGACAAACUCAAGAUUUGAAAGCCAUGCAGUGAUGGUUAUGCAUAUUAUUGAUGACGCAAUGUCUAAUUUGGACGACAUCACUAGCGUUGAAAGUCUUUUGUUAAACGUUGGAGAAUCUCAUACGAGACUGUCUUGGUUCAAAUCAUUCUAUUUUUGGAAACUGGAGGAACCAUUUCUGCUAGCGGUUCGUGAGACACUCGGAGAUCGUUACUCGGCCAACAUGGAGAGCAACUAUAAGAAGGCAAUACAUUUUAUACUGACGCUCCUGGAAUAUGGAUUUAACAAGAAAACAUCAUCUCUUGAUGGUCCACAGUCACCGUUUUAA